AUGCCGGAUAAGCUCGAUGUGCAGGGUCUCCUCCAGGAGUCCAAGGCUGAAUACAAACGCCUAGGAAAGAGUGGCCUGAAGGUCUCAGUACCUAUCCUGGGUGCCAUGAGCAUUGGUUCCUCUAAAUGGCAGCCCUGGGUCAUUGAAGAAGAAGAGUCGCUACCGCUACUGAAAGCUGCGUACGAUCGCGGUCUUACGACUUGGGAUACCGCCAAUGUCUAUUCCAAUGGCGUCUCCGAAGAGCUCGUUGGCAAAGCAAUCAAGAAGUACGACUUGCCUCGUGAGAAGCUCGUCAUCCUCACGAAGUGCUUUGGUUACGUUGGCGAAGAUCCAGGUCUACGUACGAUCCAGUAUGGCACGGAGCUGCCUCAGUUGAAAGACUACGUGAAUCAAGGUGGUCUGUCACGGCAAGCAAUCUUCAACGCCGUCAAUGCAUCGCUCAAGCGUCUCGAUCUGGAGUAUAUCGAUCUUCUACAAAUCCAUCGCUACGAUCCAAAUACACCUCUCGAGGAAACCAUGGAGGCACUGCACGAUCUGGUCAAGAGUGGAAAAGUCAGGUACAUAGGUGCCAGCUCCAUGUGGGCAGUCCAGUUUGCGCAAAUGCAGUUUACUGCUGAGAAGAAUGGUUGGACCAAAUUCAUCAGCAUGCAGAACCAUUACAACCUGCUAUAUCGCGAGGAAGAGCGUGAGAUGAAUCGAUUCUGCAAUGACACUGGCGUUGGUCUUAUUCCGUGGGCACCACUAUGCCGUGGCCAUCUCGCUCGCCCUCCCUCGGCAUUCGGCUCGACCACUCGUUCAGAAGGGGAACAGAAGGCUGGCAAUCAGACCUCUGGUAACAACGAGCGUGACAAGAAGAUCAUCGGCCGUGUCGAAGAGAUUGCAAAGAAGCAUGACUGGAAGAUGAGCCAUGUUGCGCUAGCAUGGAUCAACAAGCGUGUUGCGAGUCCCAUCAUCGGUUUCUCCAGUGUAGACAGGAUGGAUGAGGCACUUGCAGCAAGGGGCAAGGAGUUGACUGAGGAAGAGGAGAAGUACCUCGAAGAGCUUUACGAGCCCGUUAGGAUUGUUGGACAUUCAUAG
This is a messenger RNA of Alternaria postmessia, 1077 nucleotides long. RefSeq lists its product as uncharacterized. NCBI's taxonomy places the organism in Eukaryota, Fungi, Ascomycota, Dothideomycetes, Pleosporales, Pleosporaceae. The record is from RefSeq and is a predicted model, not a curated record. The transcript has 3 exons. The coding region runs from base 1 to 1077 and encodes 358 amino acids.